AUGGGAAAGCAAAGCUCAGCUGGCCUUGAAUUAGGAAAAGGCCACCCAUGUCUUCAAGCUGGGAGUAGUGGAAAAUUCUGCAGAACAACCAUACAGAAGAGCCUGACAGAAGAUAUGUUCAAUUCAGAUGUUCAGCAGGAACACUUGAAGCAGUUCUGCAACAAGGAGGCUCUGGGGCUCCGAGAGGUUUGCCGCCGACUCCAUGCUCUCUGUCAUCAGUGGCUGCAGCCAGAACGACAUACAAAGGCCCAGAUCCUGGACCUGGUGAUCUUGGAGCAGUUCCUGUCUGUCCUUCCUCUGGAGAUGGCAGCCUGGAUCAAGGAAUGUGGGGCAGAGACCAGUUCCCAAGCAGUGGCCCUGGCUGAGGGUUUCCUUCUGAGCCAGGCAGAGGAGAAGAAACAGAAAAAGCAGCAGGAGGUCAUUGUAAAAGAGGCUGGGAACUGUCCUAUGGCAAAGAGUUUCUCAGGCUCUGGAAAGAGAGUACGGUCCAGGAGGAUUGUACAGCUGGAUGAUCGAAGCAUGACCAAAAUAGGCAAGGAAAAACAGUCAUGGCCAAAAUGUCACAGCUCAUCUGCUCUUACUGUUGAUACACUGAGAACAACUGCUGUGAGCCUGGAUCAGGUCACCUUUGAAGAGGUGGCUGUGCAUUUCAGCGAGGAGGAAUUGAGCUUUCUGGAUCCAGACCAAAUGGCUCUGCAUAGGGAAGUCAUGGAGGAGAAUUUGGAGACUGUGGCCUCCCUGGGUGGUGAUGUGAGUGGGGGUGAAGAAGGAAGUGAGUGUCUUGUAUGUGAAAGAAACGUCAGCUGCAAAGCAAACCUUAAUCUUCACACAGGAACUGACAAAGGGGAGAAAUCUUUUAGGGAUGGUGAGGGUAGAAAGACUGAAAAUUAUAGGGAAAACCUGACUUCCAAUGAAACAUCUCAAAUAACAGAGAAACCGGUUAAGUGUAUGAAAUGUGGCAAUAGUUUUAGGUGUAGGUCACAGUUUAUGCCAUACCAAAGAUUGCACUCAAGGGAGAAAUCAUUAAUAGGCUUAGAGUGUGGAAAGAGCUCAAGUGAAAAGACACACCAAACUUGCAUUGAAGAAGGACAUACAGAGGAGAAACCUUUUAAAUGCUUGGAAUGUGGGAAAAGCUUCAGUCGGAAGAUAAGCCUCAUUCGUCAUCAAGCAGCUCACACAGGAGAGAAGCCAUUUAAAUGCUUAGAGUGUGGAAAGAGCUUCAAGCAGAAGGCACAUGUAACUUCUCACCAAGCAGUUCACACAGGGGAGAAACCCUUUAACUGUUUGGAAUGUGGAAAGAACUUCUCCUGGAAGAAAAAUUUCAUCCGUCAUCAGGCAACUCACACAGGGGAGAAGCCUUUUAAAUGCUUGGAAUGUGGAAAAAGUUUUCGUAUGAAGCAAAGCCUUACAGCUCAUCAAACAAUUUAUGCUACACAGCAACCAUUUAAAUGCAUGGACUGUGGGAAAAGUUUCAGUUGGAAGAGGACCCUUGUCCAACAUCAAUUAUCCCACACUGCAGAGAAGCCUUUUAGAUGCAUGGAAUGUGGGAAAAGUUUCAGUUGGAAGAGAAGCCUUGUAGAUCAUCAAGCAACUCAUGUACCUGAGAAACCAUUUCAGUGCCAGGAAUGUGGAAAAAGCUUUAGCUGGAAGUCAAACUUCACUCGUCAUAAAUUAACUCACUCUGUGGAGAAACCAUUUAAGUGUUUCAAGUGUGGAAGAAGUUUCAGUCAGAAAAUCCAGCUCACUUCUCAUGAAGCAGUUCACACAGGAAAGAAACCAUUUGAAUGCCAGGAAUAUGGGAAAGGUUUCAGUCGGAAAAGUAACCUUGCUGGUCAUCAGUUAGAUCAUACUGGGAGAAACCCUUCAAAUGCUAAGAGUUUUGAAAGAGUUUAAUUCAGAAAAGACAAAUUACUAUCCAUCAAUUAACUCAUGCAGGAAAGACACUAUUUAAGUGUCAAGAAUGAGUUUUAGAAAAUUAACUUUGCUGGGGGAAAUUUCAGUCAGAAAACGUAUCUUACUUUUAAUAAAUCUGCACACAGGGAAAAUCCAUUUAAAUGCCAGGAGUAUGGAAAUGAUGUCAAUCAAGAACAAACAGUUAUAAACUGUUCUCAAAGGGGAAAGUGCAUAUAAAAUACUUGGAGUUUAGUUUUAAAAAAUCCUCUUCAAAGAGUUCAUGGGAGAAUCCAUUGAACCUGUUUAAAAAUUUAGAACUUGGAAAAAGGCAUAGGAGGACAAGGUACCUUUUCACAUCAAAGAAUUUCCAAAGGAUGUGUUAUGGUAGAGAAAGCUCAUAUUGAUUUAAAAAAUGAUAGGACAAGGAGACCCCAGAUACAAACACUGAGACCAUCAGUACAAUGUUAGGUGAAAUACUUGAAAAAUCAACUGUGUUGUUUGAAUGUCCGCCUUCACAAAAUUCUAGAAUCAACAUGGGGAAAAUACUAUAAUAGGUUAAUUAGAAGUGGUCUAGGACAAUAUCAAGCCAGGGGGAACAUGGGGCUUUUGGCCCAUGCGUUGAGCCUUCAAAUUUGCAGAUGACACCAAAUUAGGAGGAGUAGCUAAUACCCCAGAAGAUAGGAUCAAGAUUCAAACUGACCUGAAUAGACUAGAAAGCUGGGCCAAAGCUAAG
This is a messenger RNA of Sceloporus undulatus (fence lizard), 2626 nucleotides long. RefSeq names its product zinc finger protein 773-like. The transcript has 5 exons. Gene Ontology annotation, biological process: regulation of DNA-templated transcription. The record is from RefSeq and is a predicted model, not a curated record. NCBI's taxonomy places the organism in Eukaryota, Metazoa, Chordata, Lepidosauria, Squamata, Phrynosomatidae. Bases 1 to 1893 code for a protein of 630 amino acids.